Molecule: messenger RNA, 4366 nt
Organism: Paramuricea clavata
Lineage: Eukaryota; Metazoa; Cnidaria; Anthozoa; Malacalcyonacea; Plexauridae
Source: the annotation of a GenBank genome assembly
GAUUGAACACCAGAGUUAAAAGGAGAGCUAUGUCAAGGUAUUAGUUUUAGAUUUAUUUUCUACCCUGGGGCUAGUUGUUCAAGCUGGAUUAGCGCUAACCCUGGCUUAAAUCUAACCUGCUGUUUUAGUUUGGGUACAUCUGCACGUCUGUUUAUUUCAUUAAUUCAAAACUUUAGGAAAUAAAACUUCUGUUAUCGAUCCAGGCAAGAUUUCUGAGUAAAAACUCCAUGUUUGUAUAAACAGGAGAUUGGGAAAAUUACUUGUAACUCUUUAAGUGGCAAUGCGCCCUGAUGUUUCCUACUUUUAUUCCCGAUUUUCCCAAGGGAGAGCACUGGCGCUCAAUGCGUGGGUUAACCUAGGAUGAACCUAACCUGCUUUCGAACAACGGGCUCCAAAUAUUCUUGCCAUGCUGUAUUACACUCUCUUUAUACUGCUGUUAUAGAUCUUUGCAACACUAGAUGAAUAAAAAGAUAACCCAUACUAGACCAAUGAGGGAUGAUACUUAUACUGCAUGGACCUCUAGGCAGAACAGUUUAGAACGGAUAGAGUUGCCAGUAUAAAGAAAUUUAGUUUAGGUUAGGUUUGAUCCUGUGGUAACACUGGAUCAAUAAGAGAUGAUCCUUACUGCAUGGACCUCUAGGCAGAACAGUUUAGAACUGAUAGAGUUAUCCAGUAUAAAUCAAUUUAGUUUAGGUUAGCUUUGAUCCUGUGGUAACACUGGAUCAAUAAGAGAUGAUCCUUACUGCAUGGACCUCUAGGCAGAACAGUUUAGAACUGAUAGAGUUAUCCAGUAUAAAUCAAUUUAGUUUAGGUUAGCUUUGAUCCUGUGGUAACACUGGAUCAAUAAGAGAUGAUCCUUACUGCAUGGACCUCUAGGCAGAACAGUUUAGAACUGAUAGAGUUAUCCAGUAUAAAUCAAUUUAGUUUAGGUUAGCUUUGAUCCUGUGGUAACACUGGAUCAAUAAGAGAUGAUCCUUACUGCAUGGACCUCUAGGCAGAACAGUUUAGAACUGAUAGAGUUAUCCAGUAUAAAUCAAUUUAGUUUAGGUUAGCUUUGAUCCUGUGGUAACACUGGAUCAAUAAGAGAUGAUCCUUACUGCAUGGACCUCUAGGCAGAACAGUUUAGAACUGAUAGAGUUAUCCAGUAUAAAUCAAUUUAGUUUAGGUUAGCUUUGAUCCUGUGGUAACACUGGAUCAAUAAGAGAUGAUCCUUACUGCAUGGACCUCUAGGCAGAACAGUUUAGAACUGAUAGAGUUAUCCAGUAUAAAUCAAUUUAGUUUAGGUUAGCUUUGAUCCUGUGGUAACACUGGAUCAAUAAGAGAUGAUCCUUACCGCACGGACCUCUAGGGAGAACAGUUUAGAACUGAUAGAGUUAUCCAGUAUAAAUCAAUUUAGUUUAGGCUAGGUUUGAUCCUGUGGUAACACUGGAUCAAUGAGGGACGAUCCUUACCGCACGGACCUCUAGGGAGAACAGUUUAAAACUGAUAGAGCUAUCCAGUAAAAAUAGUUUUAUUUAUAUUUUAGUGUUUUUAUAUAUAUCAGCGGUAUGAAGCAGUGCGUUGUUUGCUAAUUUACAUUUUUCUAUCACUUGCAUAGUGCUGAGCGUGACAGAAUGCUAUCCGACCUGCAGGCACAAUUGGACUACAAGGUACUACAAUAAGUUACUUGUAUUGUGCGUUUGCAUGGCAAAAACACAAUAGGACCAUUUAUACGAGCGAAAAUAAGCCGCGGCUAAUAAAAUAUUUGAAAGCUAGGCCUAAAAAUAAGCCGUGACUUUUCUCCAGCUAAUUCUAGUUUUUUCUAACGGAUCAUAUCGCUAAUCAAGAUAUCAGUUUAUAAAAACAUUAUACAUGUAUUAUUCUUUAAAUCGAAGUCAAAAAACGAAAUAUUGGUACUUGCAGCUUCGUGUUAAUCGCGCAGGCAGAAAACAAUAGAAAGGGCCUGGCACUGGACGUCAAUUUCUGCCAUUUUGGCUUCACUUUUUUCACCUCAGUUGUCACUCCAGAUAUAUAUAUAUCGAGCUCACUGGAUGUAUGUUAUCACUUCAGGGUUUUGAUAAAAUUGAUAUUGUUAUCGAGGCUGUAUUUGAAGAUCUCAACAUCAAACAUAAAGUUAUCAAGGAAAUUGAAGAGGUAUUCAGUAUAGGCAAUAGUAUAUAGUUUGAAUGCAAUUUGCUGCUCACGAGUGUUUGUUUUCCCAAACCACACUAUUACUUAUUAACAAUAUACAUGACCAAAUUAUGCAAAACCAAAUAUAUAUUCUUACUGAUCAUUCGGUUGACAAAACAUUACACGCCGUAGAUCGCGGGGUUAUUUGGGACACCUGGGCGAAUUGGGACAGAUGCCAAAUGGUGACUUGGGGCAACCAUCUAUUUUAACCGUGUUCCAAUUUACCCCCGGUGUCCCAAUUAACCGUUGUCUACGGUAACAACUUAAUACUAAUUUACAAAUGUGUCUUCUGUUUGGGCACUUAUUAUUACGAUAAAUAUCUUCACAACGUAUCAUAUCACGAUAAAUAUCUUUACAACGUAUCAUAUCACGAUAAAUAUCUUCACAACGUAUCAUAUCACGAUAAAUAUCUUCAUAACGUAUCAUAUCACGAUAAAUAUCUUCACAACGUAUCAUAUCACGAUAAAUAUCUUCACAACGUAUCAUAUCACGAUAAAUAUCUUCGUAUUUCUUUCCCCAGGUUAUUCCAGAAACGUGUGUUUUCGCUUCUAAUACUUCAGCUUUACCAAUACACAAGGUAAUUUAUAUCUUAAUUCUAUAUUACAUCCAACUUUGUUACCAAUAGCGUUACGCCUAUAUGUUCUGAUGUUUUUAAUAUUUCUUUUAGAUCGCUGAGGCUAGCAAACGACCUGACAAGGUAACUUAGUCGAAUUGUUUUUCGUGGCUGUAGAAGUUUGAGACGUAUUGAGCGACGGGGCUAGUUCCAAAUUCAAAUGUCAAAAUAUGCGCUUUAAAAUCUUUCAGUUGAAACUAAAAAUUUAGUUUGUCUUAUUUGAAAGAUUGUUUAAAAUUAUGUAUGAAUUUAUUGUAGAUUUUUCAUGCCAAGCUUAACUAGGAGCAUUUCUUUACAAAGCAAGACCACGCAUUUCCUAUAUGGGGCUGCCCAAGCUUCGACAAGUGCCAAUAAACUUUUCGUAUAUAUGGGGCUCAUAUAAAUACCUAUUUCUCUUUUUAGGUCGUUGGCAUGCAUUACUUCUCACCUGUGGAGAAAAUGCCACUGUUAGAAAUUAUAACCACGGAUAAGACAUCUCAAGAAACAGCAGGUAUAAUUCUUGUACCAUGAAUAAUAAAAUAAAGUACAGUAUACAUUUUGCAGAAGCGAUUUGACCAAUUCGUAUAAUCUUGGUGUCAAAAUUCAUCACUUUGAUUGAAUUUUUUAUGCCUACUAAUAAUUAGCUGUGUACAAAUCUACUACACACUGUACACAGCUAUUGUAUUUUUUCCAGACACCCUGCAUAUUCAUUUCUAUCGAAGCGUUUUUCUCUUUUGAAAGCCAUUUCCCCCCUUGAAGCCCCGAAUUUUUUCCUCUUCACUUUUAUGGGUGCUGGGUGUGCCUCUUUGGAAGAUAAAUCUAACGUUCUGUCUUACUGUAUUCCAGCGAUUGCGGUGGACGUUGGUCUAAAACAAGGCAAAACAGUGAUUGUUGUCAAGGUACGAAAAUACACCACUCCAUGUCAUAACAUUCUUAAUAAUAAAGAAAUUGCCAUAGUGAUAGAUGUAGGUAUGGAUUCAUGGAUACUUCUUAAUCUGGUGGGAGGUUAAAUCUUCCUUGAUUAUACGGAAACGUUUAUAUAUACGGUCUGAAUACAAAGCUUGCAUCGAGGUUUUGUAAUCUGCACGAUUGAUGAUGACAACGCCUUCUCCUUUAUCCGGUUUCAAGAUGAUAUUAUCUUCGAGGAAAUCUUUAAUGAACUGGAUUUUCAGAAACAUUUUUGUCUCGCUGUUUAUGAAUUCUGGCCCUAAUCGGGCAGAGUUAUGGUCAGGGUUUGUGUUAGGUAUAAGGACUAUAACCUAUGUUGAUCACCUUAGAACCGUUGAUGUAUUUGUUCAAAUUGUUUUGUGGGUCCUACAUGAAGAACCUAAUAGCUGACCCUAACUCGUAAACUAACGGCAAUGUGAAAGUUGAUAUUAAAAAUCCCGAUAAAUGACUUUAAAACGAAACAACAAAACUAUACAUUUUAUUUGUUUCCGUUUCGUUGUUUUUCUCCGAAGAUGUAAAUAAGGAUCAUAUCUCAUCAGUAUAUCAUCUACCAUCAUUUAACAGUCUAAUGUUGUUUUUCCAGGAUGGUCCAGGUUUUUAUACGACAAGAAUUCUAGCACCAACAAUGGCUGAAGUAAUAGCGCUGUUACAGGUAAG